This is a messenger RNA of Camellia sinensis, 1894 nucleotides long. Lineage: Eukaryota; Viridiplantae; Streptophyta; Magnoliopsida; Ericales; Theaceae. The record is from RefSeq and is a predicted model, not a curated record.
CCUUCUUUAAUUUCACUCUCUUCUCAUUUCAUGUGUUGUGGAUGAUUCUUUUCCCUUUGUUAUCAUUUCCCAGUUUCUCCCAACCGCUUUGCCUUCUUCUUUCAUUCCUUUUCCUUUGAUUCUUUCCAUUUCCACCCCAACCCAUGUACUUUUUUAUUUUUGUUUUUUAUGAUUGUGUGAUUCUGAUUCAUCACACUUAAAAGGGGCUUGCAAUUUCAUUCGUUUUUAUGUAAAAUACUUGGUCAUGACCAUGGGUUGUACAUUCUUAUUCAUUUCGCUUUGCAUGUGUUUGGGUUUUGGUCUAACUGAAGCAGUUCCCGCAAAUUCUCUCAUCACAAAGCUUCCAGGUUUCAAUGCUACUUUCCCUUCGAAGCACUACUCUGGGUAUGUAUCAAUAGAUGGGAAUCCUGCAAAACAACUCUUCUACUACUUUGUCGAGUCGGAAAGAAAGCCAUCGAAUGAUCCGGUCGUUUUGUGGCUUAAUGGGGGGCCAGGGUGCUCUAGCUUUGAUGGGUUUGUUUAUGAACAUGGACCAUUCAACUACGAGGUAGGAAAGCGACGCGGAGAACUGCCCAUAUUACAUCUCAAUCCUUAUAGCUGGUCCAAGGUUUCCAACAUCAUCUAUUUGGAUUCCCCAGCCGGUGUAGGCUUUUCUUACUCUGAAAACAUGACAUUUUAUUCGACUGGUGAUUUACAAACAGCCUCUGAAACAAACAUUUUCCUACUCAAGUGGUUCAAUCUAUUUCCAGAGUUUCUUUCCAAUCCAUUUUAUAUUGCUGGAGAAUCUUAUGGUGGAAUCUAUGUGCCAACUCUUGCGUCUGAAAUAGUGAAAGGGGCCAGAAGCGGUAUGAAGCCCACUAUCAACUUGAAGGGUUACAUGGUGGGAAAUGGCGUUGCAGACUCGAAGUUCGAUGGCAACGCCCUCGUCCCAUUUGCACAUGGAAUGGGUCUCAUCUCUGAUGGUAUUUUUGAGGAAGCUGAAGAUGCUUGCAAAGGAAACUAUUAUAAUCCGAAUAGUCUAACGUGCCAACUUAUGAUUAGCAAAGUAGAAUCGGUUAUAAAAGAUCUAAACUUAUAUGACAUCCUUGAACCCUGCCAUCAUAGCCCAACUUCGAAAGAAGAUGAAAAUGCAAAGACAAGCUUGCCAUUGAGCUUCAAGCAAUUAGGGGUGACUGAGAGGCCUCUUGCUGUGAGAAAAAGGAUAUUUGGACGUGCAUGGCCUUUACGAGCACCAGUAAGAGAUGGCGUAGUUCCAAUGUGGCCUCAAUUAAUGGAAAAUUCCGUUGUUCCAUGCAUUAAUGAUGAAGUAGCAACUAUAUGGCUGAACAAUGAUGCAGUUAGAAAAGCAAUCCAUGCAAACCCUGGAAGUGGACGUUGGAGGUUAUGUACAGAUCAGAUGGCUUACACUCAUGAUGCUGGAAGCAUGAUUAAUUAUCAUAAAAACCUUUCUACCGAAGGAUAUCGUGUGCUUAUAUACAGUGGAGAUCAUGAUAUGUGUGUGCCAUUCACGGGAAGUCAAGCAUGGACCAGAUCACUUGGUUAUAACAUUGUAGAUGAAUGGUGGCCUUGGCUAUCUAGCAGUGGAGUUGCUGGGUUCACACAAGGAUAUGCUAAUAACCUUACCUUUCUCACCAUCAAGGGAGCAGGGCAUACAGUACCUGAAUAUAAGCCACAAGAAUCGUUGGACUUCUAUAGCCGUUGGUUAGAAGGAAGGCCGAUAUGAUAUGAUAGAGAAUUUGAUCUUGAUGAUAAAAAAAACAAAAACAAAAACAAAAAAGCUAGCUAGCUGUCUUCAUUUUGCAGUGUAUUAGAUUCAUUUCUUAUUUCAACAUAUUGAUGAGGAAAAUAACAUUUACUCACACAUGAAAUAACAAAUGAAAAUCCAAUUUAAUUA